UUCGGCCAUUUGAAGUAAAUAUGAACAAAACAUCAGAAAAAGAAAAGUAAAAGAGAAAAAAGAAAAGAAAGAGAGAAGAAGAAGAAGAAGAAGGAAGAGAAAGCAGUGUGAAGGGAAGACGAAAGGAAAUAGCUUUUUACAAAAGAGAGUGAAACUAGAAAAAGCACUUAUGCUUUUUGUUUGUUAAACACUUGAACCCCUAAAUUGGAACUAAUUCCAACGUCUAACUUGUGGCCUGUGUUGCUUUGCUUCCAACAUUUUUUUGUGGAAAAACAAUGAGCUAUAACAGCUCUACUGUGGGCUCUGGUAGUAGAACUGGCAGGAUGACCUUUGAGUUUGGGAGGACCCAUGUGGUCAGGCCUAAAGGGAAGCAUCAGGCAACUAUUGUUUGGUUACAUGGCCUAGGUGAUAAGGGAUCAAGUUGGUCUCAGCUCUUGGAAACUCUUCCUCUACCAAACAUUAAGUGGAUUUGUCCUACUGCUCCUACUCGACCCGUGGCAUUAUUUGGUGGAUUUCCUUGCACUGCUUGGUUUGAUGUGGGAGAUAUUUCAGAAGAUUCUCCUGAUGAUUUAGAAGGCUUGGAUGCUGCAGCAUCACAUGUUGCUAAUCUUUUGUCUACAGAACCUGGUGAUAUUAAACUUGGUAUUGGAGGCUUCAGUAUGGGUGCUGCAACUGCAAUUUACUCUGCAUCAUGCCGUAUUCUUGGGCAAUAUGGAAAUGGAAACCUAUACCCCAUUAACCUUAGUGCAGUUGUUGGGCUCAGCGGCUGGCUUCCUUGUUCAAGAUCUUUGAGGAACCAGAUUGGUGUGUCACAUGAAGCUGCAAUGCGGGCUGCCUCUCUGCCCAUUUUACUCUGUCAUGGUUCAGGUGAUGAUGUCGUUGCUUACAAACAUGGCGAGAAAUCUGCACAUACUUUAAGUUCAGCUGGAUUUAGAAAUCUAACAUUUAAAGCCUAUAACGGGCUGGGACAUUACACCAUUCCUGAGGAGAUGGAUGUUGUCUGUCAAUGGCUGACAGUAAUUUUGGGGCUCGAUGGCUUACGAUUAGUUGACCACUGAAGAUGUUACGGAGAAAAGCAUGGAGAUAAACGAGGAAGACCACUUUUAGGUUUGUAACAAAAAAUGGUAGAGAUGGUCGAGCGUAGGGGCGGCAGUGUGAAUGGCCAUAGUUAUAAGUUCUUUAAUUUUGGUUGUUUCGUUAGUAAAGAAUAAACCAUUGCCUUUCUGGUUUCUGGUCUUUAGCAAAUCUGAUAGAGUUAUUAUCUACGUUUUCCUUUUUCUAUUUUGUUUUUUUAGCCUAAGUGUGGGGGUAUACGAAUCUGAGAAAUUUUUUCUAUGUUGUAAUCUAAAUAUAGAUCCUUUUUCUAAAUCUACAUAUGGCUACCUACUAAUUACCACAUAUCACAAUCAAUGUCCAAUCUUCUAGUUCUUAUAA
This is a messenger RNA of Cucumis melo (muskmelon), 1434 nucleotides long. RefSeq lists its product as uncharacterized. The transcript has 10 exons. The coding region runs from base 276 to 1058 and encodes 260 amino acids. Gene Ontology annotation, molecular function: hydrolase activity. The record is from RefSeq and is a predicted model, not a curated record. NCBI's taxonomy places the organism in Eukaryota, Viridiplantae, Streptophyta, Magnoliopsida, Cucurbitales, Cucurbitaceae.